Molecule: messenger RNA, 386 nt
Organism: Thecamonas trahens ATCC 50062
Lineage: Eukaryota; Apusomonadida; Apusomonadidae
Exons: 2
Coding region: 1-375 (124 amino acids)
Source: RefSeq, a predicted model, not a curated record
AUGGCUGCCGCUCCCGAAGACGCCGACUGGGUGGCCCCGCCGACCUCGCCUGCCACCGAGCCUACCUCGCAUCGCGACAGCGCAACGCACCAUGUUGCACAUCUCGCCACGGCGCUCAUAUCCAUUAUCGCCAACUCGCCACACAAGGCGUUCCAGAGCCAAGCGCUCGAGCUCAUUGACGCCAUGCGCGGUGAAAGCCAACCAGCCGAUCUCCCGCGGACCACCGUUCUCAUCACCCGCCUCACAGCCGCAGCCGAGGCCGAGGCGGCGUCCGCAGCGGCGCGUCGGGCGCGGCGCGAAGCUCGUGCAUCGGCCAAGCGCGAGGCGUCAUGUACAGCCUCGACGCGGAAGCGCAAGCGGGCUGCGCACAACUGAACAAAAAGGAA